Messenger RNA from Venustampulla echinocandica, 1113 nucleotides. Its product is annotated as Casein kinase II. Gene Ontology annotation, biological process: DNA damage response; protein phosphorylation; regulation of transcription by RNA polymerase I. Bases 1 to 1113 code for a protein of 370 amino acids. The transcript is spliced from 5 exons. The record is from RefSeq and is a predicted model, not a curated record. Gene Ontology annotation, molecular function: ATP binding; protein serine/threonine kinase activity. NCBI's taxonomy places the organism in Eukaryota, Fungi, Ascomycota, Leotiomycetes, Helotiales, Pleuroascaceae. Gene Ontology annotation, cellular component: nucleus; protein kinase CK2 complex; cytosol.
AUGGCGCGAGUUUAUGCAGAUGUGAACCAGCAGAUGCCAAGGUCCUACUGGGACUAUGACAGCGUAAAUAUCACUUGGGGGGUGUUGGAGAAUUAUGAGGUGGUGCGCAAGAUUGGACGAGGGAAAUACUCGGAGGUCUUCGAAGGGAUCAAUGUGGUCAACUACCAAAAAUGCGUCAUCAAAGUGCUGAAGCCAGUCAAGAAGAAGAAGAUCAAGCGUGAGAUCAAGAUUCUGCAGAAUCUAUCUGGAGGCCCAAAUAUUGUCGCUCUGCUGGACGUAGUUAGAGACAGUCAAGUAAAUCCCUCUUCUCCUACAAGUCAACUCGAUACCGAACCCAAAGCUGGGGGUGGAAGUUCCGCAUUCGAUGAUCCUGCUAUGGCAGAUGAAGAGACAGCCGACUCAUAUCUUACACAGAGCAAAACGCCUUCCCUGAUUUUCGAGUACGUCAACAACACCGACUUUCGCAGUCUAUACCCGAAAUUCGUCGAUUACGAUGUUCGAUAUUACAUUUAUGAGCUACUGAAGGCCCUUGACUACUGCCACAGCAAAGGCAUUAUGCACCGAGACGUGAAGCCCCACAACUUGCGCCUUAUCGAUUGGGGUCUGGCGGAAUUCUACCACCAAGGUACAGAAUAUAACGUCCGCGUCGCGUCCAGAUACUUUAAAGGACCCGAACUUCUUGUCGAUUUCCAAGAGUAUGAUUACUCACUCGAUAUGUGGUCACUCGGCGCCAUGUUUGCCUCGAUGAUCUUCCGGAAGGAGCCAUUCUUUCAUGGUCAAAGCAACUCGGACCAACUCGUCAAAAUUGCCAAAGUUUUAGGCACGGAAGAUUUGUUCGACUAUCUUGACAAAUACGAGAUCGAGCUUGACGCACAAUACGAUGAUAUCCUAGGGAGAUACCUGAAGAAGAGUUGGCACAGCUUUGUUAAUGCGGAAAAUCAGAGAUUUGUCAGCAGUGAGGCUAUCGACUUCUUGGAUAAGCUACUCCGAUAUGACCAUCAAGAACGAUUAACUGCAAAAGAAGCCAUGGCCCAUCAAUAUUUCGCCCCUGUCCGAGCCAAUGAGCAACAAGGUCGCAUCACGUCUGGUACAUCAUCCUCCGCUUUAGUAUGA